Messenger RNA from Danio rerio (zebrafish), 2441 nucleotides. NCBI's taxonomy places the organism in Eukaryota, Metazoa, Chordata, Actinopteri, Cypriniformes, Danionidae. The record is from RefSeq and is a predicted model, not a curated record.
UGCUAAUGCUGAGAUCAGUCAGACUGGAACUGGAGUCUCGUCUGUCCGCAUUGAGCGGUUUCAUUAGUUAUGAACACAUAGAUUAUUUACUUGGUUGCAGCCUGUGAAGCGCAGACCGUCUGUUUUUAAAGAUUUUGAGAUGAAGAAGGACAUCGACACGCUAAUAGCAGAAGAACGGGCUGACAUCAUUGAAAAAUAUGAGAAGGGCAGGCAGGAGGGUGUGCACAUUAACCCCUGGGAGGAUGGAGACUACAGCAUCUUUAAGUUCACAGACCGCUUCGGGUUCCUGCAUGAAGAGGAAUUGCCAACACCAACUGCAGUGGAGGAGAAGUACAAACUCCAGGAGAUGGAAAGAGAGGAAAAAUGGAUUAAGAUGGUGAAAAAGUGGGAAAAGUAUCAUAAUAGUGAAAAGAUGAUGAAGCGGGUGUACAAGGGGAUUCCCUUGAAGCUACGUGGUCAGGCCUGGGCUCUUUUAUUAGAUGUGGAAAAGGUGAAACAAGCAAACUUCAGGAAGUAUGAGAAAAUGAAGGAACAAGCCAAGAGGUAUUCAACAGAAAUUAAGCAGAUAGACCUCGACGUCAACAGGACCUUUAGAAACCAUAUCAUGUUCAUGGAACGAUUUGGGGUCAAACAGCAAGCCCUGUUCCAUGUUUUGGCAGCUUAUUCAGUCUACAACACGGAAGUGAGCUACUGUCAGGGGAUGAGCCAAAUUGCUGCCAUUCUGCUUAUGUAUAUGAACGAGGAGGAUGCAUUCUGGGCCUUAUCACAGCUACUGACCAAUCAGAAACAUGCCAUGCAUGGGUUCUUCAUCCCAGGGUUUCCCAAACUCCACCGUUUUCAAGUUCAUCAUGACAAAAUACUGUCUAAACUCCUUUCCAAACUUAGGAACCACUUGGAAAAGGAACAGAUGUCCACUGGAAUCUACACAACUAAAUGGUUCCUUCAGUGCUUCAUUGACAGGACUCCCUUCACACUCACCUUACGUCUUUGGGAUAUCUACAUAUUAGAAGGAGAAAAGGUUCUGACAGCCAUGGCUUAUACUCUCCUCAAAUUGCACAAAAAGCAUCUUCUCAAAUUGUCCCUGGAGGACCUGAGGGAAUUUCUGCAGGAACGUACUGCUUCCUCUUUUAACAUGAGUGAUGAUGUUGUCAUUGAGCACCUACAAUCAUCUAUGUCAGAACUUCGCAGGAUGAAGCUUGACCUCCCCCCUCCAGGCAAGGGAGAUGAGUUUCCAAAGAUACCCCUGGGUGAAGAGCGUUUAAUAGAACUGCUUUCAGUGAUCCAGACAGAGAGAGUGCCUUUACCAUCAGCAGCUCACAACAAUCAAGCAGCAUCAAAGCUUCAGACGGAAGACACCACCUCCCACAACCAAUGCAGCAACAAACCAAUCCCUCGUAUUACCUCAUCUUCAUCAUUUUCACAGCAAUCCCAAUUACCUUCCAGCUCUUCACUCUCACAACCUCCCCCAGAAGAUUCAGAUAGGACACAAGAAAGUGCACCUGUACAAGCACAGAGUCAGGUACUCCAACCAGAACCUACAUCACGUUCAACAGAAGCUCUUUCGUUGAAGGAUGAAUGUGUCAGCAGGCCCCUAUCAGGGGUGUCUGAAGAUUGGCCUCCUCCAUACCAACCACCUAUAACAGAUUCUUCCAGUAUUGUCUCAUUCAAUCUUCCAGAAUUACCUCCUCCACCUCUUCCCUACACUGACCAAGGGGUUGAACUUCCAGAAGACCCAUUUUACAUUCCCCCGCUUCCACCACCACCACCAAUUACCCAACCUUUGGAUCUCAUUGUAGAAGAUCCAUCCUCAUCACCUUCCCUCUAUAGAUCCUAUCGGCAGCUUAGCAAGUUUCCUAUUAACCUCUACGUUCCCCCAUCCUCAGGUGAUCGGCGACCUUCCAACACCUCAUAUUAUGACAACAUCUCCGAAGAGGAGGAUCAAUCUGUAGAUCGGCUAUUGGAGAUGGCAGCCACAUUGCCGCAAAACCCAAUGCUGGGUGUCAAGAACACAGCUUACACCCUUCCUUCGGAAGAUGCCAUGUCUCUUUCUCUACCACCCCCAUCAAUGUUUUUCUACACUCCUGACUCUUCGCCACUCCCUCCACCUCCUCUGUGCACUGAGGAGUCAAGUAAUUGGGUGACUCCAGACUGCAUUUUCCCCCAACCACCUGUUGGGUUCGAAGAUCAACCCUUCCUCUUAUCUUCAGUUCCGUGCAGUCAGCUGGUUAUGAACCAGAAUGAACAAGACAGAGGUCAGUCACAGCCCCCAAGACUACCACCCAAAAAACUAAAGACAACAAUGCCCCCUCCUGUUCACUCUGAUUACAGAAUGCAUGUUCCAAGUCACUAGUUGCUGAAAUCAAUAUUUUAAAGAAAGAACAAAUGUUAGUGUGAACGGAAGAACUUUUGUGCCUUGGUGAUAUGAAGUGUUUUUAACCUUU